AUGCGAAUGGCUUCCAUUGCUGCCCUGGGCCUUGCCAUCGCUACGCAGGCCCAGGAGAUUUACCUCACAACCACAGGAUACACUACCCGACCUCAGUGCACAAAGUCUACUGCUUCACCAAGUUAUCACUUCCAACCAUUCUCCUAUUCACUGAAGGAGACAGUCCGCUAUGCAACUUCCAUUCCCUCACCAACUACUACUAAGACCUACGCUCCGGUAUACGAGGAUGCAGCUAAACACCUGAGAACGACGGUCUCUACAUCGAGUUGGGGCAACUGGCUUCCUGGCCAAACGGUCAUCAGUGCAACAGAUAGUAGUAAUCCCUACGGACAAGCUGCGUGGUCGUCUAUGUGGUUGAAUGCGGGUCUGCAAAACUAUACCACAACUGGGAUAUUUUCGACUACCGUCAGUCCUACUCCAGUUCCAACCAGUGAGCUGGUCCUGCCACCUCGAGACUAUUUUGGGCCCACAGACUGUUACAACUUUCCCGACGACUUCAUUUUCGGUGUGGCCGGCAGCGCUGCUCAAAUUGAGGGCGCAGUUGCCCUCGAAGGACGCUCACCAUCCCUCCUUGAGAAAUUCGCCUCGGCCAGUUGUCCCAAAGACUAUGUCACGGAUGAGAACUACUUCUACUAUAAACAGGAUAUUGAGCGCCUGGCAGCUAUGGGUGUGGAAUACUACAGUUUCAGUAUUCCAUGGACCCGCAUUUUGCCGUUCGUUUUGCCUGGUACUCCGGUCAAUAAACAAGCAAUUGAUCAUUAUAACGAUCUGAUCGACACUGUUCUUGAUGCCGGAAUGCAGCCUGUCGUGACCAUGCUGCACUUCGAUAGUCCUCUGGUGUUUGUGGCCAGCGAUAAUAUCGCUCGACAUCCCGACAUCGGAUAUGCAAAUGCUGGCUAUCAAAAUGAAACUUUUGUUGAUGCGUUCGUCAAUUACGGGAAGAUUGUGUUGGCUAAUUUCGCAGAUCGAGUCCCCAUCUGGGUCACAUUCAAUGAGCCAUUACUCUAUGCAUUCAAUUUCCAGGGUGUUGAUAAUGUUAUACAUGCGCAUGCCCAGGUAUACCGAUUCUACCACGAGGAACUAAAAGCCACUGGAAAGAUGAGUCUCAAGCUUAACGAUAACUUUGGCGUACCAAAGAACCCCAAAAAUAACAGUGACAUCGAUGCCGCCAAUCGAUUCAAUGAGAUGCAACUUGCCUUUUUUGCAGACCCGAUUUUCCUCGGAAAACAAUACCCCGAUUCAAUUUUGCACACUCUUCCCGGUGCAAGGCAGUUGAAUAAGACUGAAUUGAAAUUCAUUGGUCAAACUGCCGAUUUCUUUGCCAUUGAUCCGUAUACAGCUACGGUUGUGUCGCCGGCUGAUGAAGGAAUCACUGCCUGUGCAGCGAAUAAGUCCAGUUCCAAUUCACUUUUCCCAUACUGUGUCAAUCAAGAAACGAAGAACGUAUAUGGGUGGAAUAUUGGCUACAGGUCUGAGUCAUACGUUUACAUCACACCAACCUACUUCCGCGAAUAUCUAUCCUACCUGUGGAACACAUUCCGACACCCGAUCCUAGUCUCUGAAUUUGGGUUCCCCCUAUGGAAAGAGUCUGAGAAGGAGCUCUCGGACCAGCGCUAUGACUCGACUCGCAGCACAUACUAUCUCUCGUACAUGUCCGAGAUCCUCCGCGCUAUCCACGAGGAUGGAGUGCAUGUCAUGGGUGCUUUGGCGUGGAGCUUUAUUGAUAAUUGGGAAUUUGGGCAACCGAGUCAAUUUGGCAUUCAGGGAGUUGAUCCAAAGUCUCAAGAGAGGUUCUAUAAGAAGAGCUUCUUUGACCUGGUUGAUUUUGUCAAAGCUAGGCAGCGCUGA
This is a messenger RNA of Penicillium subrubescens, 1848 nucleotides long. RefSeq names its product glycoside hydrolase family 1 protein. The coding region runs from base 1 to 1848 and encodes 615 amino acids. Lineage: Eukaryota; Fungi; Ascomycota; Eurotiomycetes; Eurotiales; Aspergillaceae. The record is from RefSeq and is a predicted model, not a curated record. Gene Ontology annotation, molecular function: beta-glucosidase activity. The transcript has 4 exons. Gene Ontology annotation, biological process: carbohydrate metabolic process.